Molecule: messenger RNA, 1182 nt
Organism: Mytilinidion resinicola
Lineage: Eukaryota; Fungi; Ascomycota; Dothideomycetes; Mytilinidiales; Mytilinidiaceae
Exons: 2
Coding region: 1-1182 (393 amino acids)
Source: RefSeq, a predicted model, not a curated record
AUGGCAAACGAUCUCAUAGCUGAAAUCUCGCGCCUAGGUCUUGAAGACCUCAACACUCCAGCCUCAGCAUCGAUCACCGACGUUCAGCACCUCUCAUCCUACAACUGGGUCGAAGCGCCGAAAGCCACACCCACGAUCGCCGUCCCUGGCAGUCCAGACCUGUGGUCCCCUCCCAACCGCCCCUUCCGAUUGGAAAAGGACACUGGCCACAUCUACAUUGCUCAAAAUGCAGCACGACACCCAGACAGCCCUCUCGAACCGCUCUUCCGGGCGUUGUACGUCUCACAUCCAUCCUUCGACAUCACCUCCAUCGACGUCGUGACCGACCGGAACAACAUCCGCAAGCUCCUUGCCUUUGUGAACCCUCGCUGGAACAGCUACAAACGGGAAGCCUUCACCAUCCACGUCGAGGUCACGAACAAUACUGCCAUCCUCUGCCGCGAGGAGACCAAAACGGACGAGUACAUAGGCCCGAACGAGUUCAGAGGUUAUGGCCAUUCGUUCGAGAAGAACUGCACUAGCCGCAAAGUCAGCGGGAGUACGGGGCACCACAGGAUCAUAUCGUACCGCUUCGGUGGCCUAACGUUCAUGAUCCGACAUGAGACGGACGGUUAUGUUGGCGUCGCUGGCACCCAGCUGAGCCCGCAACCCCCGGCCAACCAAGCGCCGGAGCUCGACGACCUCUCCAGCAUCCUAGGCUCCCUGUCGCUAUCUCCUGAAAGCAGCACUCCUGGGAAAAGCUCUCUUGUUGGCCCCAAACUGGUAACCCGAAAGGAAGGCCAAGUGGUUUCGCUCCCCUCAACCCUCGAGAUCAAAACCCGCGUCGCGCACAGACCUCUUGCUUUCGAGGACGUCGUCUCACAGCUCUGGGUCUCACAGACGCCCAAGCUCGUCCGCGCCUACCACAACAGGGGCGUGUUUGCGGUCCCUAAAGUGGAAGAUGUAGCGGUCCAAGUUAAGACCUGGGAAGACCAGAACCAGAAAGACCUCAGAAUGCUGGCCGGCCUGAUCGGGAAGAUUCGCGAGAUGGUGAAAGAGAGUGGCGGGAGAGCAACACUGAGGUAUAAUGCUAUUGGAGACAAGUUGGGCUUUUACAAAUUGGGAGGGAAGCAGAUGCUGCCGGAGGGCUUUAAGUGGGAAGAACACAAGGACGGCGGGAACGAAAGAGAAUAUAGUUGCUGA